GCAGCUCUGCCUACUGUUGACUUCGACUGUACUCGAAGCGUCUGUCAACUACACCUUAUUGUCUGUCAGCAGAUGCGCAUGAAUCACAAUUCCCGUACUCUUCAUCGCAUAUGAACGGAAUGAUGCUCACACAGACAUCCGCGCUCCCACCUCCAGCUUCCCCGCCGCCGUACCUCAAUUACAACGCACACAUCUCACAUCACUCCGCCGUCCAGGUCCGGCCAAAGCAACACCUCACUAACAAGCCAACUUUCCACAUACGAAGAGCCAGCCUGCAAGAUGCACCUGUUAUUGCCCAACUAGGCGCAUCGGUCUUCGCCACGACUUUUGGUUUCUCCAUUCCCACCAGCGAUCUGGAUGCCUACCUCGACGAAGCUUAUAGUGUAUCCGCCAUCGAAGCAGACAUCUCUAGCUCGACUAAACAUGUCAUCGUCGCAUGUGCCCCAGUUGACGGUCAUGUCGUCGGAUUCGCGCAAUUGACCGAGGGCACGACAGAGCCCUGCAUCGAGGACCUAGAUCUGGUUGUGGAACUCCAGCGUUUAUAUGUCCAUCCCGACUAUCUCGGCAUGGGAGUAGGCAGAGCAUUAACCAAGGAGACUGAAUCAAUGGCGAAGGAAAUGGGUUACAAAGUCCUGUGGUUGGGUGUCUGGGAGGGCAAUUUUCAAGCCCAACGCAUCUACGAGGCUAUGGGUUUCUCCAGAGCUGGAGAUCACGAGUUUCAGAUGGGAAGGUGUAUCCAAACCGACUGGAUCAUGUGUAAAAAUUUAUGACUAGCACGGGUUGAUUGUGCUUUGGUUUGGCCGACAUGGGCUUCAGCAUGCGGCGUCCGCGCAAGGGCGUGGGUGCGCAUGCGUUCGGCGCUUUGGGUUGCAAAUGACAAUUCUGCACGCCCUUGGUGACAAGUGAAUAAUUUAUCAACAGCAUCUCAUCUAGAGCACGCCUUGAGAUGAAAAUUGGUGACAUAGAUUGUCAUCCAAUAUAGAAGGACACGAAGGAUUUCC
Messenger RNA from Exophiala mesophila, 1001 nucleotides. RefSeq lists its product as uncharacterized. Gene Ontology annotation, molecular function: acyltransferase activity, transferring groups other than amino-acyl groups. The record is from RefSeq and is a predicted model, not a curated record. The transcript has a single exon. NCBI's taxonomy places the organism in Eukaryota, Fungi, Ascomycota, Eurotiomycetes, Chaetothyriales, Herpotrichiellaceae. The coding region runs from base 111 to 770 and encodes 219 amino acids.